UAGGGCGUGGUUACAGGACAGGAAACAGCGAUCCGCCACCAUGAUGAACCUGACUGUGCUACCAGUCGUCUCUAUGCUCAUGGGUAGAUAUCAGCCGCCAGUCAUCACGCCUGGGUUCACCUGUGAGGGACCAACACCUUUGUUCUUAAAGACCCCUGAUGUUGACCUGUCUCUCCUGCCACCUGAUGCUAACCUGGAGAAACUGCUGAGCUUAACUUGGCCAAGAUUAGACGACAACAGCACACUGCCUCACCCUAUCAGGCCCCUACCUGACAUCACCGCCAGUGACAUCCAAGAAGCCUUCGCCUUCGGUGUCUCAAUGUUCAAUAAGCAGAUCAAACUUGAGGAGCUGCUGAAGAACAGAGGCCUGAGUUUGAAGAGGAACUCGUCCUCUUAUGAUCACCAAGUACUGAACAACAUGCCUAGACCAACCUCAAAAGCGCUCUCUCGUACGGGUCACAUUGUGGACGACUGUACGGCCAGGAUAGCUAAGAAGUACAACUUGGACAGAAAUCAGCUGAACUAUCUCAUACAGAAGUUGAAAGCCCCGAAGAAUUGUGAAGACGAGAGAAUGAGACCAAAGAGAGAACCUUGUGAUCCCGAGAGACGUUUUAGAAACCAAGAUGGCACCUGUAAUAAUCUUAGAAACCCAGAGACAGGAGCUGCUUUCACUUCCUUCACACGUCUUGUUCCAUCUGAAUUUGAUGAUGGUGUUAUGACGGUAAGACAAGCAGCAGAUGGGGGAGACCUGCCUAAUGCCCGUCUAGUGAGCACCACUGUCAACUUUAAACCGGCAGGUCAGAAGACUUGUCUCAACUUUCUUCACAUGACUUUCGGCCAGUUCCUGGAUCAUGACCUGACCGAGACGCCCAUGAGUAAAGGAGUGAACGGCAGCACUAUAACAUGCUGCAGUAAGGAGGUGCAGGACAACCCAGACCUGCUACACCCACAGUGUGCACCGAUCACCAUCCCCGCUGGCGACAACUUCUACAGCCCUUAUGCCGCCACCUGUAUGGAGUUUGUGCGAUCUGUACCUGCCGACAGGUGUACCUUAGGACCGAGACAACAGCUGAACCAACUGACCACGUAUGUUGAUGGUGGCAGUGUAUAUGGGAUAUCUCUUGAAGAAGCUGCCGAACUACGAAGCUUCCAAGGUGGACUAUUGAAAACCCAGUUAACGAGGGACGGGGUGGAACUACUCGGGCCAAACAUGAAUCUUCCAGGCUGUAAUGUACCGGAAAGGAGUGCUGAGGGGGAGUUCUGUUUUAAGGCGGGCGAUAACCGAGUGAACGAACAGAUGUUUAUGGUGAUGGUAACGGCAGUGUGGGCGAGGGAACACAACCGCCUGGCGAAAAGACUGGCGAAGAUCAAUCCUCACUGGGAUGAUGAGAGACUGUUUCAAGAGGCGAAGCGAAUACUUGUAGCGGAGAUACAACAAGUUGUUUACAAUGAAUAUUUGCCUCCUGUGUUAAGUCCUAAACUCAUGGCAGCAGCUGGACUCAAUACAGGAACUGAUGGUCAACAAACAACUGAUUAUAAUGACAGAAUUGAUCCAGCUAUGACGACUGAUUUCGCAACUGCUGCCUUCAGAUUUGGUCACUCUCAAGUUACCGACCGGAUUUUUGAAGUAGCGCAAAAUGGAAGGACCACAGUUGAAGACUUCAGUACUGUUUUCUUUAACCCUUUCGCACUGUACCUACCGGGCGCACCUGAGAGACUAGUGAGAGGAGGGCUGGUCCAGGCUGCAGGCAAUGUGGACAUGGGCCUAUCUUUGUCGGUGUCUGGGAAGAUGUUCCGUCGUAUGAAGCAGUUUGGGCUGGACCUUCUCGCUCUUAACGUACAACGAGGGAGGGACCAUGGCAUACCUGGCUACGUCAGAUACAGGAUGGCGUGUGGCCUGAAACCUGUCAAUAACUUUGAUGAGCUCAAACCUGACAUGGAACCUCAGGUCUUAGAUAAUCUGAAGAAGGCCUACAAGAGGGUUGAAGACAUCGACCUGUUCGUCGGCGCUCUAUCAGAGAAGAACGUGGCUGGCGGUAAUGUGGGUCCCACUUUCGCCUGUAUCUUGGCAGACCAGUUUGUGAGAAUCAAGAUUGGAGACAGAUUCUGGUUUGAGUACAAGGACUCCCCGGGAGCUUUUACUGUUGACCAACUGAGAGAACUCCAGCAGGUCUCCUUCUCUCGUAUUCUCUGCGACAACAUCAGAGAGCUGAAUCAAGUCCAACGUUGGUCGAUGGAGGUCAUAAGCCCUUUUAACCCUCUCUUAUCAUGUGACUCUAAAUGUCUUCCAAGUCUGAACCUCGACCUUUGGAAAGAGAAGCACUAGAUACCAUUAUAGAGCAAGGUACCAUUAUAGAGCAAGGCACCAUUGGAGAGCAAGGUACCAUUGGAGAGCAAGAUACCAUUGG
This is a messenger RNA of Homarus americanus (American lobster), 2408 nucleotides long. Its product is annotated as peroxidase-like. The transcript has 16 exons. The coding region runs from base 41 to 2326 and encodes 761 amino acids. The record is from RefSeq and is a predicted model, not a curated record. Gene Ontology annotation, molecular function: heme binding; peroxidase activity. Gene Ontology annotation, biological process: response to oxidative stress. NCBI's taxonomy places the organism in Eukaryota, Metazoa, Arthropoda, Malacostraca, Decapoda, Nephropidae.